GACAAGCUGUUCGAUGCAGUGUCAGCGAUCAAUGAGGUCGCAAAGGACCUUCAGCGCCGCCUCCAAACGGAGGAAUGUAGCGACGGGGUUGACCUCACCGAUGCGCACAACAUCGCACAGAUCAUUCAGGGCGCGGGCUUCAUGGCCCUUGCCAUGUGGUUGAUCUUCGCCAACAACUCCAAAGUGGCAGUUGCCCAGAAAGCGCCUUUAGAGCAGCGUCACGCGAUCUGUGCCACGAUCAGUACGGCCGUGGCCCUCUUCUCUGGUUUCUUCAACAUCUUACAGCUCACAGCCAUUGACGACUUCGAUCUUCCAGGUCGCGAAAACAACUUCACGCUCAACUUGUCCAGACCGAUCGAGUGGAUUGCAACGUGCCCCAUCAUGCAGCUGAAGCUGGUCGUCCUUGCAGGCUCUCGUGUGCCCAGCUACCGCCGGUUCAUGAUGCCCUUGAUCUCGGUGGCCGUGCUUCUUUGUG
Molecule: messenger RNA, 475 nt
Organism: Symbiodinium sp. CCMP2456
Lineage: Eukaryota; Dinophyceae; Suessiales; Symbiodiniaceae
Source: the annotation of a GenBank genome assembly